GAUCGCUGACUGACUUGCACCGAACCUUCUGCUUUCACUGCCAAUGCUUCUAUGCUCAGAAACACACUCGGUAACACACACAUAUACGCUUUCUAUUCCUAAAAGGAAGGCAAAGAUCACCGGACAAACAGUUUCUCGCUAUUGUUUAGAAGUAUAAUGCCAAAAGAACUUCCUGGUUUUUAUUAUGAUGCGGAGAAGAACAGAUACUUCCCUCUCAAAGGCCCAAUUCCAGGUUCUUCGCGUCCAUCUUCUUCUACCAACAACACUGCAAAAACAUCUUCACAGCCUGUCCAGGCAAGCAAUUCCUGUAGGAGAACGAGAGUAAGAAUUUCUAAGCUCCUUCAAGGUAGGGAGUUGAAUGGGGACAUAAUCAAUUUCAAUAAAGGGAAGCAUAGCUUUGUAGAGGAACUAUUAAAAGCACAAGCAUCCCAACCAAUGGUUUGGAAGUAUCAAGGGACUCAAAAACAAGGUGAUGGUGCUUUAGACCAGAUGCGUAUAAAUAUACUCACACCAGAGGGUCAAACUCAGGUCGAUGUUUUAAUAACAGGCAGUAGAAGUGGUUCCUUGAGUCUUUUUGAAGUUGGAAAAGUUGGACAACAUUUUGAUAAUGGGGUAAAAUGCAUUCCAGAUCGUGUGAGACCUGUAGUUGGAGAAAUCAAAGCAGAGUGUAGGAAACCUCCUCUUGAUAUUUGGCGUCCUUCAGGAGCUUCACUACAAAUGCCAUCAAGUAUAUCUUCUAUAAAACCAUUUGUAAAGCAAUCUCCUUAUGCUGAUAACUCUUUUACGAUCCAGCAUGCCUUAAUAACGACUCUUGGAUCCGAGACAUCUGGUGGAUCUGUUUGUAUCCUUAACCUUAUUGAGCCUUUAGAUCUUUAUUCGAGGACUCCUUUAAGGCAAUCAAUGCGCGAGAUUACAUCUUUCAAUUGCACCAUCUGGACUGCAGAUUUCAACCAAAAUUCAAAUCAAGUGGUGAUUGGAACCAACCUUGGAGCUGCUUUGAUAAAUUUGGAAACAGGAACAAGAACAUGGAUGUGUAGAAGUAAAAGUGAUGUUUUAGCUCAACAGCUUGAUCAGUCGGGAAAUGUUGUUUUGUGUGGAUUAAGAAAUGGAGCAAUUUUGACUGUUGAUGUUCGUGAAAACCGAGAAGGGUUUUCUGCUAGACUCAUUAGACAUAGAAUACCUCAUUCAACUUUGGGCAAAUUUCAUCAAAAUUCUAGUAAACAGUGGUUUGAGGUCAGAGGAAACGUAUAUCCUUCUUGUACCUUUUAUAUGCCUUCGUCAAUAUGCAGUUUGGUAUCACUUCGAUCUUAUGACCAGUACUUCUUGGCCAGUUCCAUGGAUGGAUCGAUUAAGCUUUAUGAUCAUCGAAUGACUAAAGGGGAACUUCAAUCUUACGAAGGAAAUGUGAACUCUCAUUCUCGUUUACAGCUUGCCGUUGACCAGUCAGAGAGGUUUCUUAUGGCAGGCGGUGAGGAUUGCAAUUUACGGCUUUGGAGUAUUAAGUCCGGUGAGCUACUCUAUGAGGAAAAAGUUUCCGAUUCAGUCCUCUCAACUGGGUGCUGGCAGAGAUCCGAGAGAUAUGUGAGAUUACAAGAUGAAAGAUACGAAGAGUUCCAAUCUGGUCAGCACAAUAGUUGGGGGGCAUGGUGUGGAUCACAGGAGGGACUAUUCUAUGUGCAUUGGUCAUGAGUCAGAGUUACUUCCAAACGGGAGUCCGGGGAAAAGAAGGUUUUGCAUUUGUUUUCUGAUGGAAAAAGAUUAACUCUUAACAUGUAGUCGUGAAUUUUGUGGAUAUAGAUAGCACUAUGUCAUCUGUUGAAGUUUUUAAGGCUAAAAAUUGUGGUCCAGCCUUCUUGUAAUAGGUAGCUAUAAAUCUAAUUAGGGCAGUGAUAGCCAUUUUUGGGUCUUAGAGCAAAGGGAGCUUAUUUUCACCAGUCAUCCUUGAAUUUACUUUAUCGGUUUUACUUUAUCCGGGAUUGUAGACUUAGUUAACUCGGUACCAAAAGAGUGAAGGAACCAUCUCUGUUCAUUGUAAACGACCAUAUUUUAUGUUUUUGUCCCCUUAACCUGGAACCCAGCAUCAUUCAGGUUCUAA
This is a messenger RNA of Jatropha curcas, 2095 nucleotides long. Its product is annotated as Transducin/WD40 repeat-like superfamily protein. Gene Ontology annotation, molecular function: protein binding. The record is from RefSeq and is a predicted model, not a curated record. Lineage: Eukaryota; Viridiplantae; Streptophyta; Magnoliopsida; Malpighiales; Euphorbiaceae.